Molecule: messenger RNA, 1407 nt
Organism: Rotaria sordida
Lineage: Eukaryota; Metazoa; Rotifera; Eurotatoria; Philodinida; Philodinidae
Source: the annotation of a GenBank genome assembly
AUGGCUCUUUCUCGUUUAAAUCGUAUCAUAGCCGUUGUUGUUCUGAUAUUUGCUAUUAUUUAUGGAUGGAAAUGUUUAUUUGAAGCUCGACGUCCACCAUGUUAUACAAUUGAUGUCAAAUAUUUUGGUUCAAACAUUCCAACAUCAAGUGAUAACGAAGAUUUUUCAAUAAAACCAUUUAAAAUUCCAUUUGAACGAUCACAAGUCGAUGAUAUGGUUAAUCGUGUAAGCAAAACGCGUUUUUAUGAACCACAAAUAUUAAUUGAUAAUAAUCUUGUUAAUAAAUCAACAUAUGGUUUUAAUCGUCAAACAAUUGAAAUGGUUCGAGAUUAUUUAAUUAAUACAUAUGAUUGGAAAAAAACUGUACAAGAAUUAAAUACAUUUGAUCAUUAUAAAACAAAUAUUGCUGGUUUGGAUAUUCAUUUUGUCCGUGUAACACAUAGCUCUCGAAUAAAUGAAAACAAAGAAGCUAUUUUAUUUUUACAUGGUUGGCCAAGUUCAUUUCUUGAAUAUCUUGAUGUUGCUCGUCUUCUUAAUUCAUCAUCAAAUACAAAUUAUGAUCUUAUUAUUCCAUCAUUACCUGGUUAUGGCUAUUCAGAUGCACCUUUACGUCCGGGUAUGAAUCCAACACAAAUCGCUCGUAUUAUGCAAAAUUUAAUGCAACGUCUUGGUCAUAGUUCAUAUGUUGUAUGUGGUGGUGAUUGGGGAGCUGCUAUUGGUACAAGUAUGGCACAAUUAUAUCCUGGUCAUGUUCGUGGACUUCUUAUAACAAUGUCUGCAGUAGCUACAACAUGGAAACAUUAUUUACAAUUAGCUCUUGGCCAUUAUGUAAAUCCAUCAAUAUUACUUGAUUAUGAUGAACAAGAAUUCUUAGUUCGACGUUUUAAUGCAUUUGAUUUUGCUAAAAUUUUAUGGCGAGAAGGUGGUUAUUUUCAUUUACAAGCAACAAAACCGGAUACAAUUGGUUAUGCACUUAAUGAUUCACCAAUAGGCUUAGCUGCUUAUAUAUUAGAAAAAUGGUCUCGUUGGAGUAAUAAUGAAAUUGAUAUUGAUCAAUCAAUUAAUUCCGGUUUAGAUCGUUUUACACUUGAUCAACUUCUUUCAAAUGUUGUUUUAUAUUGGACAACAGGAACAAUAACAUCAUCAAUGCGUCUUUAUUUUGAAUAUGCUUCUCAAAUAUCAUCUGGUCAUGAUGAUAAAAUUCUUAAGGGUCCAUUAGCUGCUUCAGUUCCUGUUGCUAUUGUUAAUUAUCGUAAUGAAAUACUUUAUGCACCACGCACAAUAGUACGAUCUAAAUAUCCAAACAUUAAAUUAUGGUUAUGUCAUACGACUGGUGGACAUUUUGCUUCAAUGGAAAAACCACGAGAAUAUGCUCGUGAUAUUGAAAAAUUUCUAUUACAACUUUGA